Messenger RNA from Armigeres subalbatus, 757 nucleotides. Its product is annotated as ferritin heavy chain-like. Gene Ontology annotation, biological process: iron ion transport; intracellular iron ion homeostasis. Gene Ontology annotation, molecular function: ferric iron binding; ferrous iron binding. The record is from RefSeq and is a predicted model, not a curated record. Gene Ontology annotation, cellular component: cytoplasm. Bases 42 to 671 code for a protein of 209 amino acids. The transcript is spliced from 2 exons. Lineage: Eukaryota; Metazoa; Arthropoda; Insecta; Diptera; Culicidae.
UUUAAUCAAUUUUGGUUCUUCUGUUGCAACAUUCAAAUAAGAUGUUUGCCAACAUCCGUUACAUUCCUCGGUUUGGCACCCAUGUAAAACGCAUUUUCUCGUCCAAGCCGACAAAUUCUCCCAGCUGUGAAUCGGGUGACUGCAAAAACGAAAACCUUGUACCGCCUCUGAUUGGUUCACUUAUUCAGAAUGCCAUCAACGAUCAGAUUAACGCCGAGCUUGCGGCAGGUUACACUUACCUCUCCAUUAGUUAUUACUUUGCCAAAUCGACCGUUGGUUUACUGGGCUUCUCAAAAUUGUAUCGCGACAUGUCCCAGGAAGAACUUGAUCAUGCCAAAUCCUUGGCUCGGUAUCUCCUGGAAAGAAAUGGCUCAGUGGACCUUAGUACCAUAAGGAAACCACCCAGUUGCAGUUGGUCCAACAUCAGCACAACCCUAAACGAAACACUUAGAUUGGAAAACAACGUAUCGGAAUCCUUGUCCAAAUUGUAUCGCUUGGCCGAACAGCAAAACGACCCAACAACUGCUGAUUUCAUCGUUACGGAAUUCUUCAAGGAUCAAAUUGAAUCCAUUCGAAGUGUUAACUUACUGGUGGCACGUUGGCGAACCCUAGACAAAGCGCCUGAUGGAGUAUAUCUGCUUGACAAGGAAUUAAGGAUGAAAAAAGACUAGAUGAUAUUUGUAUAUUGAUAAAUUUAAAUUUUAUUUCUGUUAAAAGAUUGCACAUCAGCCCGUUUUAACUUGGAUUAAAAUUAUUU